AAAAAGUAGAGUGUAGAAAUACCGCCAGUUGGGCGGGGGAGGAAGGAAACCCUAAAAUUGGCUAAUUCUGUAGAGUGUAGAAGAGAAAAGAGCAUUAAUGGCGCAUUCAUAUGCAAGUGCGGGUGAUUCACCACCUCCCUCAAGCCCCGAUACCACCCAAAACAACCUCCAGCAUUUUUUUGUUCUUCACAAAGCAUCUGAAAAGUUAACUUGUAGUGGGAAAGCCCGAAAGAGGCUUGAUCUAAGCCCAACAAAGCUUAAGCCUGAGAAGAAGGAAUGGGAUGAGCGCUGCUUGCGAAUGGAAGCUUUUCAGUUGGUUUGGUCUGGAAUUGACUCCACUAUCAAGGACGUUCUGAGGAAUAUGAAUGCUCGUGUAUUCAAUGACAUACACAGCUGGGUACGGGACUCCUUCAAUACGAAUACUAUCAAACCAUUUCCGCCACCUUCUCCCAUUGUCACCCACCAGCUCUUCACUGCGCUCCUUCUCACCAAGAAUAUGGAGUUUGUUGAUGAUUUCUUGACAUUUCAAGAGCUUGGCCUCUUCUUGAAAUCUCAUGGAUGCCAUGUGGCUAACCUUUCCUCCUUCGACUUUUCACCCAAGAAUGGCAUUGCUGGUUGUCUCACAAGUUUAUUGAGACAGUUUUUGAUGCGGACUUUUGAUGCAGCUGAUAUGUCCAUAUUGGCAUCAUGGUACAGCCAGCAGGGAAACUAUGGUUCUCCAGUGGUUGUCAUUAUAAACGAUAUGGAACGAUGUUGUGGUCCUGUCUUGUCUGAUUUCAUUCUUAUGUUGAGUACAAGAUUUUGCUUACCUGCGCUUGUAACUUGCUCCCUUGUUUCUAUCAGUGAAUGGAUUGUCAAGAUCCCGGUCAUUUUAAUCAUGGGAGUUGCAACAACAUUGGAUGCCCCAAGUAACAUACUUCCUUCAAAUGUGCUGAAGAAGUUGCGCCCUUGCAAGUUCACAUUGGGAUCACCGGCUGAGAGGAUGGAUGCAGUUGUUGAGGCUGCUCUUGUGAGGCAGUGUUCUGGUUUCGCUGUUGGUCAAAAGGUGGCUAUUUUUCUGCGAAACUACUUCUUAAAUCAGGAUGGUACAUUGACAUCUUUUUUUAGAGCUUUGAAGAUAGCAUGUGUCCAACAUUUCUCCACGGAGCCUUUAAGCUUCAUGCUUGGACAGUUGCUUGCUAAAGAAGACAGCAAGGGAUUCCAGAGUGAGAAAGUGGUUAAGGGGGCUUCCGAAAUUUUACUUCAUGCAAGGGAUCAAAUGGCUGAACAAACUGAUAUCCCUAUAGCUCAUUGUUUGACAGUGUUGAAGAGAUUGCAGAUGGUCUGGAGCUCUAUUGUUCUGUGCUUAUAUGAAGCUGGGAAGUGUGGCAAAAUUCAAUUGUUAGACUUAUUUUGCGAGGCACUUGAUCCAGAUAUUUACACCUCAUUGGCUUCUGAUAAUCCCACUGGAAUUGGAGAAAGUUUGGCUACAUCUUUGUCAAGUGAUCACUGUAUGCUUGAACAAGAUUUGAGCUUCCAGAAGGGACAAACUAUUUGUCAGGUAGUACGCAAAGUUAGGGAUCUUCCUGCAGCAUUGCUCUGUCAGUUGCUCAAAAGUUGGGAAGUUCUCACUGUGGAUGUUCCUGAGAUUCACGACAAGGUAAAGGAGUUGCAGGCCUUGUUGAAAUUUGAGGGAGGAAGUUGUAAACCGGAUUUUACCGGCAUAUCCAGGAGACAUACAUCUCACAGUCCCUUAAAAAUUGGCAAGUCACAAUCAAUAAAUGGAAAAGCUGCUAUACUAGUUGAUUGCAUGGUUAGGUAUUUCAUGCGGCCGAUUGAGUGCAUACAAUGUCAUGAAAUUGUUUGCUUUAGAAAUGUUGAAAAACUUCAAUCGGCUUUGAUUGGAGAUUCAAGAAAGAGGAUUCAAGUGGAUCUUUUGGAGUUCCAUAAAAUCCUACGAUGCAGUUGCUGCAGCAGGAGUGGCAACAUUCCAUUGUCAUCCAUGCCCGAUACCUCAAUUGUGUAUACCUUGGCUCAAGAGCAUGGCGAUCUUAUCAAUCUUCACGACUGGUUCCAGUCUUUCAAAACAAUUGCCAGUCAGCCCAGGAGGAAAGGGGAGUGCAUGUUGAAGCAGUCCCCACUACCGAGAAGACGAAAGGAAGUGAAUGAAUCUGAAAACAAAAGCGAAGCAUCUAUUCAAGCCCGAUUUUGCAGGGCAAUUACCGAACUACAAAUUACAGGCCUCAUUCGGAUGCCCAGCAAAAAACGUCGUGACUCUGUGCAGAGAGUGGCCUUUGGCCUGUGACAAGUUACAUAAGUUUGGUUGGCUCAUAAUUUUCCCCUUAAUUGAUACUUUCGGUUACUAAUGUUAUAAUUAAAUAUGAGGUUGGUAGUGGGUUCAAAUAUGCUUUCAUAUAUUUUGAGACAAAAAAAAGUCGAGAUAUGCGGCAUCCAAGAGAGUGCCCAUCGUUUUGAUGUAGGUAAGAUGACAUGAUUGAGUGACCAUAAAGAAAAAGAAAUGUGCAUAUGAAGGAGUGAAGUAGGCUACAA
Prunus avium (sweet cherry) is the source of this 2529-nucleotide messenger RNA. The record is from RefSeq and is a predicted model, not a curated record. Lineage: Eukaryota; Viridiplantae; Streptophyta; Magnoliopsida; Rosales; Rosaceae.